AUGACAUCCUAUAAGAUGUGUGCCGUGCCAAUGUGUAUAAGUACGACCAUUAAAAAUCCUGAGAAAUUGUUUAUACACGUUCCUAAGAGUCCAAAACGUCGAAAGCAGUGGUUACAGUUAGCACGCCGAGACUCGAAGUUUACAUCUGAUAAAUCUACAAUUUUCUUUUGUGAAGACCACUUUGAUCUACCUAAUGAUAUGGAAAAUUACAUUCAGUACAGUAUAAUGGAUUCUGUUGGUAAAAUAAGAAUGAAGCCGGGCUGCUUGCCAUCAAAGUUUGAGUGUCAACCAGACAGAAUGAAACGUACUGCGCCUCCGCAGCCUCGAUCAGCCAUAAGCAAAAGGCGACGUAUGGACAUAAUACUGGAUGUAAUUUCCAAGGAAACUCAAAUGUCAGCAACAUCAGGCACGACAAGCGAG
Brenthis ino (lesser marbled fritillary) is the source of this 420-nucleotide messenger RNA. Lineage: Eukaryota; Metazoa; Arthropoda; Insecta; Lepidoptera; Nymphalidae. The record is from the annotation of a GenBank genome assembly.